Messenger RNA from Coccidioides immitis RS, 3297 nucleotides. RefSeq names its product WD repeat protein. Gene Ontology annotation, molecular function: protein binding. Gene Ontology annotation, biological process: negative regulation of fatty acid biosynthetic process. The record is from RefSeq and is a predicted model, not a curated record. The transcript has 5 exons. Bases 1 to 3297 code for a protein of 1098 amino acids. Gene Ontology annotation, cellular component: Cul4-RING E3 ubiquitin ligase complex; cytoplasm. Lineage: Eukaryota; Fungi; Ascomycota; Eurotiomycetes; Onygenales; Onygenaceae.
AUGAAGUCGGUUAUCUACGACCGCCUGCUACAGCGGGAACUGGGGAAGCCCGGGUCCUAUGCUGGAAUUCGCGGGAUCUACGGCGAUAAAGUCUGGGUCGAUGAUAUGGAUAUUGUAAAUGAGUUGGGUGGCCACACAGGCUGCGUGAAUGCUUUAAAUUGGUCUACCUCUGGAAAGCUUCUCGCAUCGGGAUCUGACGAUCAGCAUGUUAAUAUCUACUCAUACCAGCCAGAAUCUACGACCUCCCCAUUCUUCCUUAAUACUACGAUCCUUACCGGUCAUUCAGCGAAUAUAUUCUCUGUCAAGUUCAUGCCGCAUUCAAAUGAUCGGACGCUGAUAUCAUGCGCUGGAGAUUCAGAGGUUCGCGUGUUUGAUAUUGAAUAUUCCGGACGGUCCGCAAACACUGCUGUGGCAUCUGCCAGAAGUCGGAGAUUCAACAAUUUCUUCAAUGGAAUGUGGUAUCUGACAGAGGGAAAUACGAACUGCAGAGUCUACAGAUCCCAUGCGGAUCGUGUUAAGCGCAUAGUGACGGAGUCGUCUCCUUAUUUGUUUCUUACGUGCUCGGAAGAUGGAGAAGUUAGGCAGUGGGAUUUACGGCAACCUUCCUCAGCUUAUCCGUCUCCUCGAGGUGGGCAAGGAUUCAUGGCGUACAGACCCGGUUUACACCAUGAUGAUUCCAAUGUCCCGCCACCUCUCAUCUCGUACAAAAAGUACCAUAUCGAUUUGAACACCAUUUCUUGUGCUGCGAGUCAACCCCAUUACAUUGCUCUUGGUGGCGCACAUCUUCACUGCUUCUUACACGACCGGCGGAUGAUGGGAAGAGACUUAUUGGAAGAAAGAGGACAAACGGGAAGCCUCUCUGGCAUUUCCUCCCACGAUGAUGAAGUCAUGGGACAGGCGACCAGAUGUGUUCGAAGAUUUGCUCCAAAUGGCCAGAAGAAGAUGAGAAGCCGCGAUAACGGCCAUAUCACAGCAUGUAAAAUCAGCUAUGCCAACCCUAACGAGAUGAUAGUGAGUUGGUCUGGUGAUCAUAUCUACAGCUUCGACCUUAUUCGCAGUCCCGACGCUCGAGAUGGAGGGGAAGAUAGGCAGUCAACCCAGCAGGAAGGCUCAGGGUCCGGCAGGGCGAAGAAGGAUAAGAAUAGAAAAAGAAAGCGAGGGAAGGCAGUGUCACCAACUUCCUUAGCCAGUAGUACCAGACAUCAAUCACGGCUUAGGUCCGAGGAUGGACACGGUGGCGAAGACAUGUCAUUUAGGGUUAGGUACGGGAAUGGCGAGUCCGAAGACAUUCCACUCGAUUCACUCUCCGGCUCCAGAGCGACUGAUGUCCCUGAAGAUGUGUUGGAGAGAGCAAGGGAGUCUGUUUUGAACGAGGCCCAGAAACUGAGUCUCCGCAUUGCAAAGGGCCUUGUUGAAAUUCGAAAGCUCUUAUUCUCAGUAGACCGCCCCAUGAGAGAAUUUGCAGAGGCAUCACCAGCCUCUGGACCAACGCCGUACACGGCUUCGUUUACGUCAGUUCUCGGAUAUGCUGCAACUUAUCUCCCGGAAAUGGAUGAAGUGAUAAGGACUUGGAGAUACCCUCUUAACCCUUCUCACGAUGACGUUCUCUUCCAGCAAGCAUUGCGUAGAAACCGCGAAUCAUCCAGAAGAUUUGUUCAGGCGUCAGGAACGCUUGCAAGGGUCCUAGGAGGGCGAUUACAAACUGCAACUGGUGGCGAAAGCCCUCAGCUGGCGCUGUUUCGUAAAAUUGGCCCUGCGCCCACAGAGGAUGGUAUGAUUGAUCCUUCAUCACAGUUUGGAUAUGACUUCCUCAAAGCUAUUCUACUGUGGCUUGAAGGGGGCAGACAAGCGAUAUUGGAAGGUUUCAAGCGACGUGGUGUCAGUCGACGCGAUGCUGACAGGUUUCCAUUGCUUGAAAGUGCUGAGGACGAGGCCAUUGAAGAGACGUUGAUUCCAUAUUUCCGUGAGCUCGCUGGUACCGAGCCAAUCGUUAACGUUGACGCUUCGAGGUUCGAGCAUAAUGAAUCCCGCAUCUUGUUUGAGUCUCAGUCCAGUGCUGUCGAGGCGUUCGCGCAAGCAAUUAGAGUUCCACUAGAAGACCUUGUCGUAUCUGCUGCCGCACGUCAAGCCGGGGAUGGAGAUGGUUCGGAGACCCGAACGAUUCUUUCUCUUGAUAAGAAUGCUGCGAUCAGAUUCUGGGGCUUGAAAGUGGGGAGAGGCAUCUUGAUGGAAGUGGGCGAAGGUGUCAAUUUUGAAUUCGUUAACCGUGCCUUUGGUGGUUUACGAACUGUCAUUGAAGAAGAUGAGGAUGAAGACGACGGUAGGGAAAGGUUACAAGAGGACAUAGACCCAGAUGAAGAAGAGGAACCGAUCUCAGAGGUCCGAUUGAUAACAGGUCGGUCUUCUUCGAGUCGGCGACGACAUCAUGACACGAGUGAACAGAAUGCAGAGCCGCAAGAGACAUCAGCUACAAAUGCGACUGAACACUCAGAAGAUCAAAGGGCUAGUGCUGAGACUGAUGAGGAAGAAGAUGACGAGGAUGAUUCUGAAGAGCUGGAUGAGGACGAUGAGGAGGAGGAGGAUGAUGAUGAUGACGAAGACGAUGAGAGAGAUACCUCUGAAAGUGAUGAAGAAGAGGGACGACUAUUUAUCCGGAAUUCAUCUAGUGGCCGGCGACGAGGGGUGGAGAGCCAUAUUCCUUGCUCCUCACAUUUAAGCGUUUACCGAGGACAUUGCAAUAUCAAAACAGUCAAAGAUGUGAACUAUUUUGGCUUGAAUGAUGAAUAUGUUGUUAGCGGCAGCGAUUGUGGAAACAUCUUCAUUUGGGAUCGAAAGACAUCGGAUUUAGUCAAUAUCCUUUCUGGUGACAGUGAUGUCGUGAAUGUUGUGCAAGGCCAUCCAUACGAGCCAACUUUGGCUGUAUCCGGGAUCGACAACACCAUUAAAAUAUUCUCACCGGAUGCCCGAGCACAACAUGAUGCCAGCGUUGGUAUCAACAUCGCUGAUCCCGAUGCACAGGCUAAUAUUGUUGCUGGAAAUCCUGCUGGAGGCAACCGAACCGAACGUAGUGCGCUAGGGCUUAGGAGCAGGAAGCGCAUGCAAGACAGCUAUCAAAUCACUAGCCAAAACGAUGUGAACCGACAAGGUGGAAUGAACGAAGCAUUCAUCACGAGAAGCAUGCUGGCCCGAUUAGCCGCGUCGCUGAGGGAAAGACAAGCCAUCAGGGUUGGAUUCAACACCACCGAGGGGGAGGAAGGGGGGAGGAUUGUGUUGGAUGAGAACUGUAAUUUAAUGUAA